Messenger RNA from Dentiscutata erythropus, 432 nucleotides. The record is from the annotation of a GenBank genome assembly. NCBI's taxonomy places the organism in Eukaryota, Fungi, Glomeromycota, Glomeromycetes, Diversisporales, Gigasporaceae.
AUGUUAAGAAUACUAUCGCGUUUUAAUGGAUGCUGGCGAUGCGAGUUAAAUAACUUAAGAAAAGACAUCGGGAAGAAAUAUGAAGAAGCCCAAAAUUAUAAAAAAUGGAUGUUUGAUUUAUGUCAAAACUACCGUAAAGAACUUUUUUCAAGAUUCCACGUUGAAAUUAACGAGAAGAUUAUGAAUACAAAAGAUUUGAGAAUGAAGUUAAUCUUACAGGAUAGAUAUGAACAAUAUAAAUCAAGAAUUUUACAAAUCGCCCAAAGAAUUAAUAGGAAUCUCGUUCCAUCAAAGAACAAAUCUGCGGAUGACAUAACUCAAAAAGAAAAAACAAUUGUUCAACGUCUAAAGCUAUUUACAUAUGGUUCAAAAAAAAAAACACCGCAUCAAGUUCUAAGCAUUCGGGACAGACCAAGAAAACAAAUGGGAUAA